Acanthoscelides obtectus is the source of this 570-nucleotide messenger RNA. The record is from the annotation of a GenBank genome assembly. NCBI's taxonomy places the organism in Eukaryota, Metazoa, Arthropoda, Insecta, Coleoptera, Chrysomelidae.
AUGACCGAUUCAGAAAGUACUGAAGUAAUCCGGCGCAUAAAACAGUUAAACAAUCAAAAUUUGAAGCUAUCCAGACUACUCAGCACUGCACUCGCUCUAGUGACUGAAGACAAUGCCGGAGUAUCAAAGCUACGAGAAGAAACAGCGAGUCUAAGCCAAACAUUGAACGUAUUGGAGAAAGAGAAAGAUGAGCUGCAACAACAAUUGGAUGUAAUAGAGCCUCCGGGUUCUUUGAAACGAGAGGUAAGAAAUCUGGAACAUGAACAUUCAGAAUUGAGAGCGAAACUAGACGAAGCAUUGAGCGUAGUCAGUACGGGUCACACGGAAAUCGAGCAACUGAGAUCAGAAGAUGAGCAACUGAGGAGGACCUUGGAAGAAAUGGAAGCUGAAAGAGCGUACUUAAUGACGCAGCUGAAGCAAAUUGAAGAGCAGAAAAAUGCAUUGUCACAUGAAAGUUUUGUCUUGAAGGAGAAACUAGCACAUAUUGAGAGCAUCCAGGAGACUCUAACGUCAUCAGAAAAUGUUUCGAUGAAUUCAAGAGAGAUCGAGUUAUCUGAUCCAAGUCCUUAG